CCUAAAAUUAUUCAGACCAGACCGAGAAACGCUGAAGUAUCAAGGAGGUAGAGAUUUGCAGUCACUGGAAAACUGGAUGUUGCAGAAUCUAAAAGAGAAAUCUGCUGAGCCAGAAUCUGAAUUGGAGUCUCCAGAAGAUCCUGAAUCAAAGAAUGGCCUGUACGAACUCUCAGCAGCUAAUUUCAAAACACAUAUAGCGCAAGGCGGCCACUUCAUCAAAUUCUUUGCUCCCUGGUGUGGCCAUUGCAAGGCACUGGCUCCAACUUGGGAGCAGCUGGCUCUGUUCCUUGAAAAUUCUGAAACGGUCAAGAUUGGCAAGGUGGACUGUACACAAAAUUCGGAAAUCUGCUCCACGCACCAAGUACGAGGCUACCCAACACUCCUUUGGUUCAAAGAUGGAGAAAAGGUAGGAGG
This is a messenger RNA of Sphaerodactylus townsendi, 414 nucleotides long. RefSeq names its product thioredoxin domain-containing protein 5-like. The record is from RefSeq and is a predicted model, not a curated record. Gene Ontology annotation, molecular function: protein disulfide isomerase activity. The annotation marks the transcript as partial. Gene Ontology annotation, biological process: protein folding. The transcript is spliced from 4 exons. Gene Ontology annotation, cellular component: endoplasmic reticulum. Lineage: Eukaryota; Metazoa; Chordata; Lepidosauria; Squamata; Sphaerodactylidae.